Musa acuminata AAA Group (dessert banana) is the source of this 917-nucleotide messenger RNA. Its product is annotated as phospholipase A2-alpha-like. Gene Ontology annotation, biological process: arachidonate secretion; phospholipid metabolic process; lipid catabolic process. The transcript has 4 exons. Lineage: Eukaryota; Viridiplantae; Streptophyta; Magnoliopsida; Zingiberales; Musaceae. Gene Ontology annotation, molecular function: calcium ion binding; lipid binding; A2-type glycerophospholipase activity. Bases 203 to 691 code for a protein of 162 amino acids. The record is from RefSeq and is a predicted model, not a curated record.
UACAGCACAAAAGUUAGUCACGGGACAAAUAGGACAUCGGAACGGCAUGCCUCCUCAGUUCUCCCUUCCCCACAUCGCCAUUCCCCCUCCCUUCUCCUCGCUAUAAAUCCAGUGAUUGAGCAAAAGCAAACUCAUCAAAGCUGCUUCUUCCUUUCUGUCUGCAUCGACAUAUAGUGUGAGUGCGAGAAAUAGAGAGAUCAGAAUGGGUGGAAGGGGGACGGACAAGUCAGUGAUGAAGCUUGCCGUUCUUUUCUUCAAUUCCUUUCACGCACUCCUGCUGUCGACUACUCCCGUCAACGCACUCAACAUCGGCGUCCAAUCCGUCAACGUCGGCAUCUCUGCGAGCAAGCAGCAAUGCAGCAGAAAGUGCGAGUCUCAACACUGCAAUGUUCCUCCUUUCUUAAGAUACGGAAAGUACUGUGGUAUUCUGUACACUGGCUGCUCAGGGGAGAAGCCCUGCGACGCACUCGACGCCUGCUGCAUGGUCCAUGAUGCCUGUGUUCAAUCCAGAAACAAUGACUACUUGAGCCAGGAGUGCAACCAGAACUUCCUCAACUGCAUUUCCCGGGUGAGGGAAUCCGGAAAGGGUUCGUUCAAGGGGAACAAGUGCAUGGUGGAGGAAGUGGUGGACGUGAUCAGCCUGGUAAUGGAGGCGGCCCUGUUGGCCCGGAGGGUUCUUCACAAGCCGUAGAAGAAGAUAUAUGAAGAGAGACGAUCCACGGCAUUGUGGGCCUCUCUAAAUAGGUUGCAACACCACGGCAAUUGCUAUUCGUCUUGUUGGUGAUAGAAGAUUCACACACUGUUUGGUGGUCUCGCUGUCUCUUUACCUUUGUUAUACUUGGCGAAAUGUGUGACCAUUGUGAUAUUGACUGCAUAUGGUUCGUAUGAUAUCCUUAGAAUCCUUUUGUUUCUUAUGA